This is a messenger RNA of Ostertagia ostertagi, 729 nucleotides long. NCBI's taxonomy places the organism in Eukaryota, Metazoa, Nematoda, Chromadorea, Rhabditida, Trichostrongylidae. The record is from the annotation of a GenBank genome assembly.
AUGCACAGCAAGCCUUAUAGAAACCGUGUUGCAGUGCCAAGGAUCUACGCUAUGAUGGAAUAUGUGAUGAUCGCAGCCAUACGCUAUCGGAAUUGUGGCCCAUUGGAACCUUUUGUUCUUGCAGUUGGCGUUGUUGGUUCACUGAUCACGGAUGAUCUUCCAAAUCCCCUCGAGCUUCGACGAGCCUUCUGGACGCGUUAUGGAUCUCUUCGCUUUCGAUGUAACUCGACAGUGCCUUUCCCGAAAGACGGUCUUCCAUCGGUGCUGAAUUUGUUCGAGUUGAAUGUCGCAGGCAAUGUUAUGUUCAGAAUUUGUGCGUGUUUGCCAGUUGCAGUCAGCUUUUCGUUGUGCACUGCAGAAGGUGGGGAGCUGAUUCGAGCCGAUUUUGUCUCAUCAUCAGUCGUACAUAAUCUAAUGAAUGAGGCAGCAUUCGCCUGGUCGUGGUGGAAUUUUUUACGAUGGCGGUAUUUAGCGUUGUUACUAUUCGAAAGGACUCUAUUGAGCAAUAGGAAUGUUCAGAGACUCGAUUCGAUUUCGAUGGUGAUGAAGGCCCUCUCCACGAUGGCUUUCUGUUAUGUUUCGCCGCAGUAUUUUCAACGUCAUCAUGCCAAUAUCUCGUUCAAAUGUGUCAUUCAUACUGUGAGUUACUUGAAAACGAAAAAAACGUAUCUGAAUGCGGGCAGGUCUCACACCAUACCUCGCCUUUUGCUUUUGCAAUGUGAAAAAUGA